AAAGCGGUUGAUGAUGUGGUGCCGGGAGGUUCCGCCCUCCAGCCCGAGCCCUCUCCGGUUUGGCGGAUGAAGCAGAAAUCUGAUUGGGAAUUGAAACAACAUGAGGAGAUGGUGAACAAUGUGACCAAUCAGCAAUGGCCGCCUCCCCAAUCCCCACCGAAGGUAGAAGAGGCCGCAAUGUGGGCGGAUUGCAGCAUUCUCUGUGGAAGUGCUUGUGAGAUUGUGACAAUGUCUGGAAGAGGAAAGGGCAGUGGGGGCAAAGCUCGCAAUAAGGCCAGGUCUCGGUCAUCCCGGGCUGGCCUGCAGUUCCCGGUGGGCCGUGUUCACAGGCUCCUGAGAAAGGGCAACUAUGCUGAGCGGGUGGGGGCCGGAGCGCCGGUCUAUCUGGCUGCGGUGCUGGAGUAUCUGGCGGCUGAAGUGCUCGAGUUGGCCGGGAACGCGGCCCGGGACAACAAGAAGACCCGCAUCAUCCCCAGGCACCUGCAGCUGGCCGUGCGCAACGACGAGGAGCUCAACAAGCUGCUGGGAGGGGUGACCAUCGCUCAGGGCGGGGUGCUGCCUAAUAUCCAGGCCGUGCUGCUGCCCAAGAAAUCCGCCGCUGCUGGGGCCGCGAAAAAGUGAAGGCACCGUUCUUGAAUCUGACAACCCAAAGGCUCUUUUAAGAGCCACCCACAGCAUCUGGGAAAGAGAGGAGACCCUGCCAGCUAGCCGAUUAAUGUUGCCUUUUAAUGUGAAGGGCCCGGGAUGUGGUCAUUGAUCGUGAAUCAUGCUAAUAAUCGCGAAAAGAAAUUAGUUUUAUUUCAAUACGGAGAGGACCGGACAUGGAUCCCGGUGUCGGUUAUUUUCUGUCUCGUUGUUGGAGACUGUAUUGUCACUGUGGGAGCAGGGAGAGUUUAUCAUCA
Molecule: messenger RNA, 902 nt
Organism: Hemiscyllium ocellatum (epaulette shark)
Lineage: Eukaryota; Metazoa; Chordata; Chondrichthyes; Orectolobiformes; Hemiscylliidae
Product: late histone H2A.2.2-like
Exons: 1
Coding region: 67-621 (184 amino acids)
Cellular component (GO): nucleosome
Molecular function (GO): DNA binding; structural constituent of chromatin; protein heterodimerization activity
Source: RefSeq, a predicted model, not a curated record